Molecule: messenger RNA, 1437 nt
Organism: Myotis lucifugus (little brown bat)
Lineage: Eukaryota; Metazoa; Chordata; Mammalia; Chiroptera; Vespertilionidae
Gene: ALDH5A1
Product: aldehyde dehydrogenase 5 family member A1
Exons: 9
Coding region: 135-1352 (405 amino acids)
Biological process (GO): GABA catabolic process
Molecular function (GO): succinate-semialdehyde dehydrogenase (NAD+) activity
Source: RefSeq, a predicted model, not a curated record
CAGGAAGGAGCCGUGGCUGAGGCUGUCGGAGCUGAAGAUUGUCUCAUGUCUCUUACGCUUGGCGUUUCGCUCUUUCUCUACCGUUUCAUCUCUUCCAGGAACGGAGCGCGCUGCUUCGGAAAUGGUAUGACCUGAUGAUGCAACACAAGGACGACCUGGCCAGGAUCAUCACAGCCGAGAGCGGGAAGCCGCUGAAGGAGGCGCAGGGGGAGGUUCUGUACUCCGCCCAGUUCCUGGAGUGGUUUUCGGAGGAAGCGCGCCGCAUCUACGGGGACAUCAUCAGCACCGCCUCCCGGGAGAAGCGGGCCCUGGUGCUCAAGCAGCCGGUCGGAGUGGCCGCCGUCAUCACCCCGUGGAACUUCCCCAGCGCCAUGAUCACCCGCAAGGUGGGGGCCGCCCUGGCCGCCGGCUGCACCGUCGUGGUCAAACCUGCCGAAGACACGCCCUUCUCAGCCCUGGCGCUGGCCGAGCUCGCCAACCAGGCUGGGAUCCCCCCCGGGGCCUACAACGUGGUGCCCUGCUCCCGGAGGCGGGCCCAGGAGGUGGGGGAGGCGCUUUGCACCGACCCCCUCGUGUCCAAGAUCUCCUUCACCGGCUCCACGGCCACCGGGAAGGCGCUGCUGCACCAUGCGGCCAACUCCGUGAAGAGGGUGUCCAUGGAGCUGGGCGGCCUCGCCCCGUUCAUCGUGUUUGACAGCGCCAACGUGGACCAGGCCGUGGCGGGGGCCAUGGCCUCGAAAUUCAGGAACUCGGGACAGACCUGUGUGUGCUCCAACCGGUUCCUGGUGCAGAGUGGGAUCCACGACGCCUUCGUGAGCAAGCUGGCGGAGGCGAUGCGGGCCAGCCUGCGCGUGGGGAACGGGUUUGAGGAGGGGACGACUCAAGGCCCGCUGAUCAACGAGAAGGCGGUGGAAAAGGUGGAGACGCACGUGAGCGACGCGCUGGCCAAAGGUGCCACCCUCGUGACCGGCGGGAAGCGGCACCAACUUGGGAACAACUUCUUUGAGCCCACGCUGCUCAGCAACGUCACGCGGGACAUGCUCUGCGCGCGGGAGGAGACCUUCGGGCCCCUGGCCCCGGUCAUCAAGUUCCACACGGAGGAGGAGGCGCUGGCGAUCGCGAACGCGGCCGACGUGGGGUUAGCAGGCUACUUCUACUCGCAGGACCCCGCCCAGAUCUGGCGGGUGGCGGAGCGGCUGGAGGUGGGCAUGGUGGGCGUCAACGAAGGGCUGCUCUCGGCCGUGGAGUGCCCGUUCGGCGGCGUGAAGCAGUCGGGCCUCGGGCGCGAGGGCUCCAAGUACGGCAUCGACGAGUACCUGGAGGUCAAGUACGUGUGCCUCGGCGGCUUGUAGGGUCCGUGUGCUGUAGGAAAUAAAGGAGCUCGCCUGCGCCUGGCACACGCCACCUGCAGAUGCACCCACGGGCGUCUGAAGUACA